AUGCUCAUCCGAGAUUCGCGAAAGCUUGUUCUCUUUGUUGUUCCGGUCCUUUUUUUCGUCAUCGUUGCUCUGAAGCUCUAUCUUGACCCUGUUGGCGCUCAAGAUUGGGUUCCCUCUCAGCUCAAAAAGACCGCAAAGACUGAAGAAGUUCUCUCUGAUGACUCGACACAUGCAUCUGAUCCUCAACCAACACCCGAGGUACAGGUACAGGUAGAGACAGAGCCUGCCCAGCAAGAUGAAAGUCCAUUUGGAAAAGGCGUUAUUCCUCAGGAUAUAAGCUCAACGCACCAUGAACUCUUCUCACUAUCCACUAAAGAUAAAAAGUUCUUUGAGAUAAAAUUCCGAGACCUCACUGCCCUCAACCCAAACAUCAUCCCCCAUCCAACCCUCGACAAUACAUGGAUCGUUGUGGCUCAAUGGCUACAAGAAGGUGGCAACUCACUCUGGUUUGCAGAGCUUGUGUGCAAUGCUGCCUUCAAAGAUGAUGUUCUCACCUGUAUUACCCCACCAGUCACGCUUCCAGUAACUCCUACUGUAGGAGGGAACACUUGUGUAGGUGACUUGGGGUAUUUCCAAAUGAGCAUGGGUCCUCAUGAUGGGCGCGUUUUCUAUGGUCCUGAGAAGCCCUACACUACAUACGGCACGAACUCCAUGUUCACCUGCCUGGGUCAAUUCGUGCAAGAUUUUCGUACGCUCGUCAGCUGGUCGGGCGAUAUGGCAAAUCUCAGCGAGUUUAGAGUGGGCACUGAGCUUCAAAGGCCGCAGCCCUGGAGACCCAUGGAGAAGAACUUUUUUCUCUUCUGGGACUCGAGUGGCAACAUGCAUACCCAUUACGACAUUGCACCCAAAAGAGUAUUUGCUCAGAUGAAUGCUGAUGGCUCCGCUGGUCCUGACCUGGCUCCUGCUGCAGCGGGCGAUGACCAAAGGGGGGCCAAGUAUCUGCCCAAACUCACAACCGAUCUUGAAUCUGUCCAUCAGACGACCAACUCCCUCCUAGUUACCAUGUGUGGCCGAGACGAACCAAUGUGCGUGCCCAAUGAUGAAAACACAUUCAUCAUGGUUAUAUACCAGCACAAGUCAUACUUCAACUACCACAGCGUAUAUGAGCCAUACGUUAUGCUCUUCAAGCAACGUGCUCCUUUUGAAAUUCAUGCCAUGUCCAAGAAGCCAAUCUGGAUUCACGGCCGGAAGCAAUACCCUGAAAAGUCGACGUCGGAUAUGUUCUAUGUUACUUCGAUGAGCUGGAAGAGUAAAGAGCAAAAGUACCAUGGCUUUAUCGGCGAUGAGAUGUUUUUGGGCUUCGGUAUUGAAGAUGUCAGGACAGGAGGUAUCGAUAUUCGGGUUGGAGACUUGCUAACGGAUAUGGGAUUGUGCUUUGAAGGUUAG
Molecule: messenger RNA, 1386 nt
Organism: Fusarium graminearum PH-1
Lineage: Eukaryota; Fungi; Ascomycota; Sordariomycetes; Hypocreales; Nectriaceae
Exons: 1
Coding region: 1-1386 (461 amino acids)
Source: RefSeq, a predicted model, not a curated record